This is a messenger RNA of Limulus polyphemus (Atlantic horseshoe crab), 1394 nucleotides long. RefSeq lists its product as uncharacterized. The coding region runs from base 1 to 1359 and encodes 452 amino acids. The transcript has a single exon. The record is from RefSeq and is a predicted model, not a curated record. NCBI's taxonomy places the organism in Eukaryota, Metazoa, Arthropoda, Merostomata, Xiphosura, Limulidae.
AUGAAUAAAACAGAAUUGAUUCAUAAUCUAGGAACUACAAACAGUUCAAUAACAAGAAUAUUGGAAACACAAGAUGACACCAACAGCGGAAAUGUCUUGAAAAUAGUUGAAAAAACGAAACCCUUACGUACAUGGCAGAUACAGCUUGGUGGCAAGUAUUUUCACCAAGAAGACGAAGAUAGUUGGAUUGACUUCUGGCUUAGAAUACUUCCAGAAUACUACGUUUAUUCGGCUUUUUGGGAUGAUAGGUCGUCCAUAUCAAGCAAAGGACCUAUCAUCAGAAUAUUUGGCAAGGUAAGGCUUAAUGUUGUAAAUGUAAGUUCUAUUCAAUGUGCCCUCCAGUUUGGUGAAACGGCUGGGUCAGACAUACUGGUGCAGCCAUUGCAGGGUCAUUACCGAUUUUCACUUAAGUGCUACGAUGGAGGAAGUAUUGAGUUUCGAUGUUCCGUCCCUCCCGGACAAAAACCAACUUCUGUGUCCUUGGUACUAAAUGACCGAUGGAAGCCGUGGCAUUGGGUAAGUAUUCAUUAUCCAAAGAAGAUGAACAGCGAGAAUAAAAUUGUUUUGUGCACCACACCUAUGUAUGGUGACUUCAGCAACCAUAUACUGAUUAUAGAAUUGAUCGCCUACUACAAGACAGUAGGGGUCACUCAUUUUGUGUUCUAUGAUGCUGGCUGCUCUGAUACUGUUAGAAAAACACUGAAAAAAUUAAACUUGGCUGGUAUAUCACUGGAUGUGCUACCUUUUGUCAAACAUGGAGAGAAGGACAAUCGAAAGUGGAAUGAGCGAGCUCAAGUGAUAUCUGUUCAAGACUGUAUGUACAGGCAUAUGCAUACUUAUGAAUACGGUUUGUACGUUGACCUUGACGAAUUUAUCUUCCCUGUACAGCACGAAACGCUGCAAGAGCUCUUAAAGAGCGAAGAGCAGAGGAUUCCAGGGAACUGCUGUGGAGAGUACGUCUUCAGACAUUUCCUCUACUGUCUCGAUUACCCAUCAUUCCCGGUUCCAUAUCUUCCUUUUGAAUUUAACACCUUGCUCAAGAGAUAUGUGGUCAACAACACACAAGGUUAUGACAGGUCCCGUUACAUCACCAAAAUUGCAGAGUUAGAACAUCAUGGCUGUGUGCACAGGGUGGCGCAUCUGCUGCCAGGAUCCAAGCGACAUCUAGUGCCGGAUCAGGUCGGUUUCAGCCAUCAUUACCGUCGUGGCGUCAAAUAUGACAAUAGGAUUGAUUGCGGCAACUUCGGCAAUGCAAAGAUGAAGAACAUCGUAAUUUACGAUCCAAGUCUUCCUUUUAAGUUUGGAAAUAAAAUGAUAAAACUUGUGAAACUGUGGAAAAUGUUCUAUGGCAUUGAAUGAGGCAAUACAGAUAAUUAUAUUUUUUGUUUUUACCA